Messenger RNA from Orbicella faveolata, 1109 nucleotides. RefSeq names its product von Willebrand factor A domain-containing protein 3B-like. The record is from RefSeq and is a predicted model, not a curated record. NCBI's taxonomy places the organism in Eukaryota, Metazoa, Cnidaria, Anthozoa, Scleractinia, Merulinidae.
CUUGUGUAGCAACGAGGGAAUACAGAUUUCUACCCGGCACAAGAUCUUUUUAUAGAAUGUUUUAAAUACGGUAGAUUUAAUGAAUGAUGACACUUAAAUGAACAGAGACUGAGGCCGUGACUAUGAUGUACGAAAAUUUUCGCCACACUCAUGGCAGUGGAUCUGGGGCAGGACCCAUUGAAGGCUCAGCAAGGAAUGCAGGAACAGUUGUUCCUGUGUCCAAGAAACAAAGUAAUGGAAGCCUUGACUCUGCAGUCCCAUCAAAAAGUGAACGUCUAAAUUCUCCAAACACAAGUAACUGGGAGCCUGAUGUGCGCAUGCUUCUAUCAACAUCUCAGUGGCUCAAGAUCCAUGGCCUUAAAAGGCACAAGCUUGACAUGGGUCAGAUAUUACCCUCCAUAGGAUUUCGGCAUUCAGAUGAUUAUGUAAGACCUCUUAAGAAACCUGUGCGUGCAAGAUAUUGCAAGGGGCUAUUUACUCAGGUCCCAUUCAGAGAUGGUACUGUCUACAAUGUAAGGACAAAUUAAGAAUUAUGCUAAGUUUGAUCAAUUUUUGAGGAUUUCUGAAGCACUCAAUAUUUUUCUCUAUCUAAGGUCCCAGUUGUCUCUAGGACCUCUUCAUGUCAAAACAGUUGAAUCUCUUCUCUCAGACAUGUCUUAUACAUGUAAGAAAACAGAUCUCUUAAGGGGGCAUGUUUAAAACAUGAAAUGGGGAAAUGUCAAAAUGGCACCUAAUGGGCAAGACUGUAGGAGUCAACCCUUACAAUUAUUGUGAGGUAACCAGUGUUGAACCAGUGAUAUUUAUGCUAACCUGAGGGCUAUAUAGGCUAACCAGAGCACAAUUCCGGCUAACGGGAGUGCAAUUUUAAGGCUAGCUGUCAGUAGUGCCAUUACGUCAUUUUGCCAUUUUGUGUUUUAAACAUGCCCCUCUUAAGGAGAGGCUGGCUCCAGUCACUAAAACAGUUUAAUAACCAACAUUAAAGAAUAAAGUACCUCUCUUAAGCCAAUUGUUUAACUCUUGCACCAAUUACAAGAAGUCCGCUGUUGAGUGGUUACACUGUACUUUGAUCAUGACUAUCUGUAACUUCAAACAUUCAUCAUUCAAGAGUU